GUUCUGUGGUCAGUGCAGUGUUGGAUUUUCGCAGCACAGUUUAAGGUUAAUCAGUUGUCUGCUCUCUGCUUUUAAAUGAAUAUUAUCACUUUUAUUAAUGGUGACUGGGAGGCGAACCGACCGUAGUGUUUUAAGUGGUUAAUUGAUUCGAGGUGUUUUACCCGUCCACCGUGAUCUUGCGCAGCGACAUGCGCGUGGUCACGUGUCACACAACCACUGCCAUCAGGCUACUUCUGCUAGUGGGCACCUUGUUUCUGGUACUGUUGCUGAUCCGGUGGGAUACAGGGGGUCCCAGGUUCCAUGGCUUUGUGUACAAGGCACCAACAAUGGGGGUGAUCAAAGGUGCCAUCAGCAACAUGGGCUUACAAAUCAGCGCCCCCCUACCCCCGGCGGUGAGGACCCACAUCACUCCGGCCAGCCACUGCCUACCUGGGUUUUACAGUCCCGAGGAGCUGAUGCCCCAUCUACAGAGGCCCCUUCAAAACUCCACUGCCCCUGGGGCUGAUGGGAAGGCCUUUGAGAUGGGCGAAAUGACGGCAGAGGAGCUGGUGGAAAUGCAGGAGGGUAUGAGGAGACACUGCUUCAACCAGUUUGCCAGUGACCGGAUCUCUGAGCAUCGCAGCCUGGGUGAGGACACCCGCCACCCAGACUGCGUUGGACGCACAUUCCGGCGCUGUCCUCCUCUACCCUCCACCAGCGUGAUCGUCGUGUUCCACAACGAGGCCUGGUCUACACUCCUUAGGACGGUCUACAGUGUUCUUCACACAUCCCCAGCCGCCUUUCUCAAGGAGAUCCUCCUGGUGGACGAUGCGAGCACUGCAGAGCACCUGAAGUCACGCUUGGAGAAAUAUGUGCGGCCCCUGAGGAUUGUGCGGGUGUUGAGGCAGGUCGAGAGGAAGGGCCUGAUAGCGGCCAGGCUGCUGGGGGCCAGUGAGGCCCGUGCUGAAGUGCUCACUUUCCUAGACGCCCACUGUGAGUGCUAUGAGGGCUGGCUAGAACCCCUGCUGGCUCGCAUUGUGGAGGAGCCCACUGCCGUGGUGAGCCCUGACAUUGUCAUCAUUAACAAGGACAACUUCCAGUUCAGUAGACCCAAGCCCAACAAAGAAGUCUACAAUCGUGGUAUCUUCGAGUGGGACCUGGCGUUCAACUGGGAGACCGUCCCAAAGCAUAAGCAGAUGAGGCGGAAGAAUGAGACCUACCCCAUCAAGUCUCCUACCUUUGCUGGAGGUUUGUUCUCUAUCUCAAAGUCAUACUUUGAGUACAUUGGGAGAUACGACGACAAGAUGGAGUUUUGGGGAGGAGAAAACUUGGAAAUGUCCUUCCGGGUGUGGCUCUGUGGGGGACAGCUGGAGAUCAUUCCCUGCUCAGUGGUUGGUCACGUCUUUCGUAGCGAGAGUCCCCAUACCUUCCCCAAAGGCAAUGGGGUUAUCAUGCUAAACCAAGUGCGUUUAGCUGAGGUAUGGAUGGGUGACUACAAAUGGAUCUUUUACAGGAGGAAUGGGAAGGCCGCUGAGAUUGCCAGGGAGAAAAGGUUUGGUGAUCUAUCAGAGCGCCUAAGACUAAGGGACAGGCUGCGCUGUAAAAAUUUCACCUGGUAUCUGGAGAAUAUCUACCCCGGGGCCUUCAUCCCGGACCUGGAGCCUGUUAUGUAUGGAUCGAUCAAGAACUUUGGCUCCCAGCUCUGUCUGGAUGCAGGGCAGAGUGGCCGGAGUGGAAGGGCUGUGAUCAUGUAUGUAUGUCACCAACAGGGAGGAAACCAGUACUUUGAGUACACCUCGCGCAAAGAGUUACAACAUAACGUGAAGUAUGAGCUGUGCCUGCUGGCGAAGCCGCCGCCGGAGCCUGUCCGCAUCGAGCCGUGUCACUUCAGCAGUCGUGGGACUGGCGUGGUACCUGCAGAGGUGUGGGAGUUCCUGGGUCGACAGCUGAUGAAUCCAUUUUAUAGCCUGUGCUUAACUCUGCAGGAUGAUGUCAUAAUGAUGGCUGACUGUAACCCAGCUAACCCUCACCAGCACUGGGUUUUCACCUGACCUCACUGUGUGACGACAUGAGUCACUGCUCAGACUGGCAGUGCAGUGUAUGGUUGAGACUGGGAUGUUUCUGAAUGACUUGGUGACUUUCUGCACACUUAACAGAGAGAGCAACUUACUGUGUUCAUAUUUAAGGAUAUUAAAGGAUUUCACUUGA
Molecule: messenger RNA, 2187 nt
Organism: Brienomyrus brachyistius
Lineage: Eukaryota; Metazoa; Chordata; Actinopteri; Osteoglossiformes; Mormyridae
Product: polypeptide N-acetylgalactosaminyltransferase 6-like
Exons: 11
Coding region: 189-2030 (613 amino acids)
Cellular component (GO): Golgi apparatus
Source: RefSeq, a predicted model, not a curated record